Messenger RNA from Gracilinanus agilis (Agile Gracile Mouse Opossum), 945 nucleotides. Its product is annotated as olfactory receptor 4F3/4F16/4F29-like. The transcript has a single exon. The coding region runs from base 7 to 945 and encodes 312 amino acids. Gene Ontology annotation, biological process: G protein-coupled receptor signaling pathway. Gene Ontology annotation, cellular component: membrane. Gene Ontology annotation, molecular function: olfactory receptor activity; G protein-coupled receptor activity. Lineage: Eukaryota; Metazoa; Chordata; Mammalia; Didelphimorphia; Didelphidae. The record is from RefSeq and is a predicted model, not a curated record.
GAAUCAAUGGACAGAAAGAAUCACACUGUGGUGUCUGAGUUUGUGUUCUUGGGACUUACCAAUUCUUGGGAUAUACAGCUUCUACUCUUUUUGUUCUCCUCUCUGUUCUAUGUGUCAAGCAUACUGGGAAACCUCCUAAUUGUGUUUACAGUGAUUUCUGACCCUUGUUUACACUCACCUAUGUAUUUCUUGCUGGCAAACCUCUCUUUCAUUGAUCUUGGGGUUUCUUCUGUAGCUUCCCCUAAAAUGAUAUAUGAUCUUUUCAGAAAGCGCAAAGUCAUUUCAUUCUUUGGAUGUAUCACUCAGAUGUUCUUUAUUCAUUUGAUUGGUGGUGUUGAGAUGGUGCUACUCAUAGCUAUGGCCUUUGACAGAUAUGUUGCCAUAUGUAAGCCUCUCCAUUAUCUGACCAUUAUGAAUUCAAGAAUGUGCAUUCUACUUCUAGUAGCUGCCUGGAGCAUUGGUCUUAUCCACUCUGUGGUCCAACUGGCAUUUGUUGUAAACCUACCAUUGUGUGGACCAAAUGAAUUGGAUAGUUUUUAUUGUGACCUCCCUCGGUUCAUUAAACUUGCCUGCACAGACACAUAUAGACUAGAAUUCAUGGUAACAGCCAACAGUGGCUUCAUCUCCUUGGGCGCCUUCUUCAUGUUGGUAAUUUCCUACAUCUUUAUCCUACUUACUGUUCAGAAGCAUUCUUCGGGUGGUUCUUCCAAGGCUUUUUCUACUCUGUCAGCUCACAUCACUGUAGUGGUUUUGUUUUUUGGCCCUUUGAUCUUUUUUUAUACCUGGCCAUUCCCCACAUCACACCUGGAUAAGUUUCUUGCCUUUUUUGAUGCCAUUCUUACUCCUUUUCUCAAUCCAGUCAUCUACACACUCAGAAACAAAGAGAUGAAAGUAGCAAUGAAGAAAGUGUGCAGACAGCUUGCUAAUUUCAAGAAAAUUUCUUAA